Messenger RNA from Colletotrichum lupini, 204 nucleotides. RefSeq lists its product as uncharacterized. NCBI's taxonomy places the organism in Eukaryota, Fungi, Ascomycota, Sordariomycetes, Glomerellales, Glomerellaceae. The transcript has a single exon. The annotation marks the transcript as partial. The record is from RefSeq and is a predicted model, not a curated record.
AUACUACGUAAGUUAGAGGACGAUAGCUUAGCCCCCGUAAGUACGUAUACGGGUACUUAUACUAUUUCUACCCUAUUUAUUAUAACUAACGACGCUAAGCUACGAUUUAAGAUUAUAAAUACGUAUAUAUAUAGCUUACGAGGUAUUUACGGAUUAUAUAUUAAUAUAUCCGGAUUAGUGCUCUUAAUAAGUUUUUUAAUCUAG